AUGGCUCUAACACUACUCAUCACUACCCUCCUAGUCUGCUUCUGCAUAAAUUCCCUCCUCACCUACCUCCACCUCCGAAAAUACCCUGCCCUAACCUCCCUCUCCAGCCUCACCAACCUGUCCUACCUCUACUACCGCUCCCACCCCUUCCGAACCAAAUACCUUUACCACAAACACAAACAACACCCCAUCAUCCGCCUUGCCCCAAACACCCUUUCGUUCGCCUCUACACGAGCCAUAAAAGACAUUUACGGCCAUGGCACGCCCUGCCGCAAGGAUGAUGUGUACUAUUUGACCAUGGGCAGUCAUGCGAAUGUUCUGAAUGUUGUGGAUCGGGGGCAGCACGCGCAGAAACGGAAGAUGUUGGCACAUGCUUUUGCGGCGAGGAAUCUUGAGCGGUGGGAGGGGAAGAUUGGGGAGAAGGUUAGGAGGUUGGUUUUGCAGUUGGAUUGGCGAUGUUUGGCAGAGGGUGGAUCGGUUGAGUCGGCGGAUGUUACCGUUGAUUUUAGGGCAUGGUUGAAUCUCUUUACUGUUGAGGCUGUUGUUGACUUGGCAUUAAGUGAGAAGCUUGGUUUGCUUGGUUUAGGGGUGGAUAGGGUUGCAGUUGAGGGGGGUGAUGGGGUCAAGUACAUUGAUAGCUUGCAUUGUGGAGGCAGGUUUGUUUCUACAUUUGUGGGUGCGACGGACUGGUUUCGUUCCUUGAAGACUGUCUCAAUUUGGUUUUCUCCGUAUCUGCGCUCGCAAUGGGAGCGUGGUCAGAAUUUUGGCAUGAUCGUCCGUACCCUGGUCGAUAAACGGUUGCGGAGAGAUGAAUCUGGUGAACAGUUGGAUGACUUUCUCGACUGUUUGAUUACUGACAAAAAGGGUAAUGCGCGCUGUCUUGACAGGGGAGAAAUCGAAGCUGAAGCGGGUAUACUCUUGGACGCCGGCUCCGAUACAACCGCAAUUGCCUUGACGCACGCCUUGUACUACCUUAUCAAGAACCCACGCUCACUGGAAAUACUUAGGAAAGAGGUAGCCGAUGCGUUAUCUGAAGAAACCAUCGCACCCUACGCAAAAGUGAAAAACCUGCCCUAUCUAAAGGCAUGUCUUGACGAAUCACUGCGUCUCUCCCCUCCUGUUUCAAGAGGCGUCGAACGCAGAACGCCUCCCGGCGGCACGGAAAUUUCAGGAGAAAGCAUCCCUGGUGACGUCGCCGUUUCCGUUCCGACAUACGUUGUCCAUCGUGAUCCAACAAUAUUUUCAGACCCAGAUGAGUUUCGGCCUGAGAGAUGGUUGGAGGAUGGAGAGGAGGCUAAGCAAAUGCGGGAUGCGUUCAUCCCGUUUAGUACUGGUGCUCGUGGCUGUAUUGGACGCAAUAUAUCUAUGAUUGAGCAGCAGAUUGUGAUCGCGACGCUUGUUCAUAGAUAUGAGUUUGCGUUGCCGUAUGGUAAUUGGGAGUUGGAAUGGGAGGAAGCAUUCCUCUUGUGGCCAGCUAAGAUGCCAUUGAAGAUCUGGAGAAAAUAAAUCUCAAUGUGUUAGGAGAAUUGGUAUAUUUUUUCCAGUCAUCGUACUUUUAGUAUCGCAACAUGAUUUCAUUCAU
Messenger RNA from Aspergillus ruber CBS 135680, 1582 nucleotides. RefSeq names its product cytochrome P450. The coding region runs from base 1 to 1506 and encodes 501 amino acids. The record is from RefSeq and is a predicted model, not a curated record. Gene Ontology annotation, molecular function: iron ion binding; oxidoreductase activity, acting on paired donors, with incorporation or reduction of molecular oxygen; monooxygenase activity. Lineage: Eukaryota; Fungi; Ascomycota; Eurotiomycetes; Eurotiales; Aspergillaceae. The transcript is spliced from 2 exons.